This is a messenger RNA of Brachypodium distachyon (stiff brome), 691 nucleotides long. Its product is annotated as non-specific lipid transfer protein GPI-anchored 1. Lineage: Eukaryota; Viridiplantae; Streptophyta; Magnoliopsida; Poales; Poaceae. Gene Ontology annotation, biological process: systemic acquired resistance. Gene Ontology annotation, molecular function: fatty acid binding. The coding region runs from base 84 to 440 and encodes 118 amino acids. The transcript is spliced from 2 exons. The record is from RefSeq and is a predicted model, not a curated record.
GCACAAGCUGUUUAGCCACCGAGUGCGCACACACAGCUCAAUCGUAACUCGUAAUCCAGGCCACAACAAGCUCUCAAUUAACAAUGAGGUGCCUCUCCGUGUUGGCGCUGGUCCUUGCCUUGGCCGCGGCGGCGCGGCUGGUGGAGGGCGCGGGCGAGUGCGGCGCGACUCCAGCGGACCAGAUGGCCCUGAAGCUGGCUCCGUGCCUGACGGCGGCCAAGGACCCGGAGGCCUCGCCGUCGAAAAGCUGCUGCGCGGCGGUGGUGGACAUCUGGGGGCACAGCACCGAGUGCCUCUGCGCCGUGCUGCUGUCCAACACCUUGAAGCGCUUCGGUGUCAAGGUAGAGGUGGCCAUCACCAUCCCCAAGCGCUGCAACAUCGCCAACCGCCCCAUCGGCUACAAGUGCGGCGAUUACACCUUGCCCAGCCUGCAGGACUGACGGGGUUACCUGCAGGAUCUGGCACGUACAUCUGGCACCGAAAGGAAGCAAGGAAUAAGGCUUGACUAGCUAGCAAAGUAACUUCGCGUGCAUGCUCGAGACAAUAGUAUGGAGAAAUGAUGUUCUUCAGUAGCUGCGUAAUUUGUGGUGUCGAUAGAGGAAUUGCAAAGAUGUUGAUCAAAACUAUAGAUGAAAAUGUCAAAUAUGAUCAACAGUUCGUAAUAUAUCGAAGUUAAUUAAUCAAUUGCUUA